Messenger RNA from Cadophora gregata, 453 nucleotides. RefSeq lists its product as uncharacterized. Gene Ontology annotation, biological process: transcription by RNA polymerase II; RNA polymerase II preinitiation complex assembly. Gene Ontology annotation, molecular function: protein heterodimerization activity. Gene Ontology annotation, cellular component: transcription factor TFIID complex. Bases 1 to 453 code for a protein of 150 amino acids. Lineage: Eukaryota; Fungi; Ascomycota; Leotiomycetes; Helotiales; Ploettnerulaceae. The record is from RefSeq and is a predicted model, not a curated record. The transcript has 2 exons.
AUGGAGCCCAGAGCGCGUAUUGGGAAGAACAGAGGCCAGCAAAAUUUUGCUGACCAAGACCUCCAACACUUCCUCUUCGCUCACGGAGACGUCCCCAAUUCCCUUGAAUCAACCAAGCGCGUCCUCGACGAACUUCUUACAGACUUCAUCACCGAACUCUGCUUCGAAGCCCAUCGAUCCGCUCAAUUGUCAGGAAGACAAAAGAUCAAGCCCGACGACAUUAAAUUCGCUUGUCGAAAAAACCCGGAAUAUUUGGGCAAAAUUAACGAGACUUUCAACAAGAAGACGGCAAUAGAGGAAGCUCGGAAAUUGCUCGAUCAAAACGAUGACAAAAUCACGAAAUCAAAUGUGAAGGCACUAGAAGAGGAACCACUGGGAGACGCCGACGAUGACAUGGAUCUUGAUUCUCGCACAGUCGGUGGUAGAAGUAAUGUUACUGGUGCCGGGAGAUGA